This is a messenger RNA of Molossus molossus (Pallas's mastiff bat), 1461 nucleotides long. RefSeq names its product calcitonin receptor (gene CALCR). Gene Ontology annotation, cellular component: plasma membrane; axon. Gene Ontology annotation, biological process: cell surface receptor signaling pathway; positive regulation of cytosolic calcium ion concentration; adenylate cyclase-activating G protein-coupled receptor signaling pathway. Lineage: Eukaryota; Metazoa; Chordata; Mammalia; Chiroptera; Molossidae. The coding region runs from base 1 to 1461 and encodes 486 amino acids. The record is from RefSeq and is a predicted model, not a curated record. The transcript is spliced from 12 exons. Gene Ontology annotation, molecular function: calcitonin receptor activity; amylin receptor activity.
AUGCAGAUCCCAUUUACUCGCUGGUGCUUCAUACUCCUCAUCUUUAUGAAUUAUCCAACCCUGGCACUUCCAACCAUGGCAAAUGUCACCACUGUUCCAACAGAGCCCGAGCCAUUUCUGUACAUUGUAGGACGACAGAAACUGAUGGAUGCACAGACCAGAUGCUAUAGACGGAUGCAGCAGUUACCCCCAUACCAAGGAGAAGGUCCCUUCUGCAACCGCACCUGGGAUGGAUGGCUGUGCUGGGAUGACACACCGGCGGGCGUGACGUCUCAUCAGCCCUGCCCCGAUUACUUUCCCGACUUUGAUAUUGCAGAAAUGGUUUCAAAAUACUGUGAUGAAAACGGGGUUUGGUUUAAACAUCCUGAGAAGAAUGAAACCUGGACUAACUAUAGUAUGUGUUAUGCUUUCUCUCCUGAUAAAAUGAAGAACGCGUACUUCCUGUACUACGUGGCUAUUGUGGGACACUCGGUUUCUAUUCUCACCUUGUCAGUCUCGCUGGGGAUUUUCCUGUAUUUCAAGAAUCUUGGCUGCCAAAGGGUAACUAUGCAUAAGCACAUGUUUCUGACUUACAUUCUGAAUUCUAUUACUAUCCUCAUCCACCUAAUCCAAGUGGUCCCGAACGGAGAGCUCGUGAGCACGGACCCGCUGAGCUGCAAGAUUUUGAAUUUUAUCAACCAGUACAUGAUGGCGUGCAAUUAUUUCUGGAUGCUCUGUGAAGGGAUCUAUCUUCACACACUCAUUGUGGUGGCCGUGUUCACUGAGAAACAGCACAUGAAGUGGUAUUAUCUCUUGGGCUGGGGGUUCCCAUUGGUGCCAACUACUAUCCAUGCUAUUACCAGGGUGAUGUACUUCAAUGACAACUGCUGGCUGAGUGCAGAGACUCAUUUGCUUUACAUCAUCCACGGCCCUGUCAUGGCAGCAUUAGUGAUCAACUUCUUCUUUCUGCUCAACAUCGUCCGUGUGCUGGUGAAGAAGAUGAGGGAGACCCAGCAGGCCGACUCGCACAUGUACCUGAAGGCAGUGAGGGCCACUCUGUUCCUGGUGCCCCUGCUGGGCGUCCAGUUCGUCGUCUUUCCCUGGAGGCCCACCGGCAAGAUUCUCGGCCAAAUCUAUGACUACGUGAUGCAUUUUCUGAUUCAUUUCCAGGGCUUCUUCGUUGCGGUGAUUUACUGCUUCUACAACAGCAACGUCCAAGCCACCCUGAAGCGCCAGUGGAAUCUCCUGAAAAUCCAAUGGAGCCAGCGCUACGGGCGCCCCAACCGCAACCGCAGGCGCCCCGAUUACAACGCUGUGCUGGCGGCCGCGGCCGCUGCCGCCGCGGCCCAGGCGGACGCCGGCGGCCUCCCCGUGUACAUCUGCCAUCAGGAGCCCAGGAACAACGAAGCCGCCAUCAACCUGGGCGAGGAGGUCCCCGAGGCCAUCCCCAUGGAAGUCAUAGAGCAGGAGUCAUGCGCUUAA